CCAGAGCGCCAGACAGUUUCCCGCCAAAACCCGAGUUCUUUGGCUGACUGUCCUAGGCUUCUUCCCUCUGUCCAACACGUGGAGUUCGGGAACUUGAGUGAACUUAUUUUGCUUAUACUUAAUUAUUCAUUAUUACAAUAUCUGAGCAGGAGAAACUCGGUGCUGAUAAGAAACAGUGUGUUGUCGUUAGGAAUGUUUUUGACUUACUGUGAUGUUUUGCAAACUGAAGUGAAAAACUAAACUUUUCGUUCGAAACUAAAGUGGGCGAAUUUCGUACCGGAUAUUUGCGGCUGGGUUUCGUCUUAUUCAUGAGGUCUCCGUAAGCGUACAGAAUGAAAUCUACGGUAUUUGCAACUAUCUUAUUAAAGAUACUAUGGACACAAGGAACUCUGGCGAUACGCGAAGGACCCCGCCUUCUUCAAGAGCCUCCUCCGGUCAAGACGUUUCCAAACGAACACGGCGUCACGCUCAGUUGCGUCGCUGCCGCGACCCCUCCGCCCACGAUCACCUGGGUGACAGCGGAUGGGGCACAGGCCGAAUCCGUGGGUAGCCUCCGACUGGUGUCAGGUACCCACGGGAACGUCACCCUCACUCUCUUGCCGUUUCGACCAGAUCAGUACCGACAUGACAUCCACGCAGCGACUUAUAGAUGUCUUGCAACUAACAGCGUUGGUACCGUUACUUCGAGGCCCGUUACUGUCACUGCAGUGGUGAUGCAGCGGUUUGAGGUGGGCGUGAGUGACGCAGCCGGCGUUGUAGGCGGCCCAGCAGUGUUUACCUGCGACGUCCCUCCUACCGUCUCCCGUCAUGUUACUGUCACGUCCUGGACAGUCGACGGGCGGACGAUCACGUCGGCGCCACGCCCGGACGGUCGCCACUGGGUGCUGCCGACAGGUGAGCUCGUCAUUCAGAACAUCACGCCCACAGACGCCUACACCCGCGUCUCCUGCACAGCCAGCCACGCCUUCGAUCCAACGCCCCGGACCUCCAACGUAGCAAGAGUUAUUGUCACAGGUGAACCUCGACUCAGCCGACCCCAGCUUCUGCUACGCCGUGACAUAGCUCGACCCUGGGCAAGAGAGGACAUACUUUUCCCCUGCAUAGCUCGAGGUCACCCUCUGCCAACGGUUGCGUGGUACAAAGACGACGAAACUCACGGACGCGUCAGUCUCAGCAGCGGCAACACCAACGGCCGCGUUCAGGUGAUCAACGGACAGCUUUUCAUAUCGUCCUUGCGGGAGGAGGAUAAAGGACAUUACCUGUGCAUUGCCAAUAAUUCCGCAGGGACGGACUCGUACAGAGUCGAUAUUCUGGUCAGGGAGCACCUGAGCGUAACUGUGGAACCCAGCCUCCAGCGAGUGGACUUGGGGAGGCCAACGAAGCUGACCUGUCGUGUCUCCGGGUCACCGGUCAAUUCUGUGACCUGGUACAAGGACGGGAGACCCCUCCCUCCUCUCCCGCGGGUGACCAGCUAUGACAAGAGCUUGCAUAUAACUCAGAUAUCGCGAGAGGACGGAGGAAUGUACCAGUGCCUGGCCAAGAACGACGAGGAUUCCUCCCAAGGAGCAGCCCAGCUCGAUUUAGGAGAUUCUGCUCCAGAACUCGAGUACCGUUUCAUCAGCCAGACUCUGCAGCCGGGUCCCUCUGUGAGCCUCAAGUGCAUCGCCUCGGGAGCCCCAACUCCUCAUGUCUCUUGGACUCUAGAUGGCUUCCCACUUCCUCAGCAUGAUCGGUUGGUCGUUGGACAAUACGUAGGGAUGGGUGGUUCAGUAGUCAGCCACGUCAACUUGACCGGGGUGCGAUCUGAGGACGGCGGAGCUUACACCUGCAUUGCCGCCAAUAGGGCUGGUUCUGUGCUACAUACUGCAAGGCUCAAUGUUUACGGACCCGCGUAUGUUCGACCGAUGUCAAUUGUCACGGCAGUUGCUGGGGAACAGCUCUUUAUUGCCUGUCCGGCUGCUGGGUAUCCGCUAGAACAAAUCACGUGGACAAGAGAUGGCCGUACUCUCCCAGUAUCGGUACGACAGGAAGUCUUCCAGAACGGCACCUUGGUGGUACGUAGCGUGCAGAAGACAGCCGAUGCUGGAGAAUACACCUGCACGGCCCAAGAUAAGCAGGGGCGCACGCACUCGGCCACGGCUACCGUGCAAGUAUUGGUGCCUCCCACCAUCAUUCCUUUUAGCUUCGGGGAAUCUAGCGAGGGGGAAAGGUUGCGAGUGGUCUGCUCCAUCAGGAGCGGGGAUGCCCCCCUGACGAUCACCUGGCUGAGGGACGGCGUCCCCCUGUCCCAGGAUCCUCCCUCGGGCCUCAGCACGCGCCUGCUGGACCAGUAUUCCAGCUCCCUCCUGCUGGAACACACCCGCGCCCACCACAGUGGCAACUAUACAUGCAAGGCAUCCAAUGCCGCCCGCACGGCCACCUACUCGUCGACCCUCAUCAUCAAAGUGCCUCCUUCGUGGCUGGAAGCUCCGAGGGACACCUCCAUCACUUUGGGGGGCACCGUCCACAUACCCUGCCAUGCCCAAGGAUUCCCCACCCCUAAGGUGUCCUGGAGGAGAACCAGAGAAAAUCAGCCGGGGCAGUACACCCCAAUCCUAGGCAGUGGUAUGGGCGUGGGCGUUGGGGUGGCCAGCAACGGCAGCCUAUUAAUCAUAGGAGCGAGGGCGGAGGACGAGGGACAGUACCUGUGCGAAGCUUCUAAUGGAGUCGGAGGUGGACUUUCGGCUCUCAUCAAACUCACAGUGAACGCUCCACCACGUUUCGACCCAGGUCUGCAGCAGAAGGUGUCAGUGAGACGUGGCUCGAGGGCAUCUUUGCUCUGCCAUGCCCACGGCGACCCUCCCAUCACGCUGAUCUGGCAGGCGUCGCAUGUUCACUCCUUAGAUAACAGUGUCGUCCACGAGGUUCCCGGAGGCGUGCGAGGGGAGCUGGUGAUCCCCUCGGUCAAGAUGGAGGACGCUGGGGAGUACUCGUGCACAGCCUCCAACGCCUAUGGAAGGGAUGCCUACGUAAUCACCCUCAUCGUACAAGAUGUGCCUGGCUCUCCACACGGCCUGAGGGUCUCAGAAAGAGGCUCAAGGUACCUCGUUGUAUCCUGGCUGCCACCGGCUACGUCACACACCUCAGUUGACAAGUAUAUUGUGCAAUACACGCAAACUACAGGAUCCUGGGGCGAAGGAGAAGAAGAGGUGAUCGCUGGAAACAACCACAGUGCCAGACUGGCGCCGCUUCUGCCGGACACUCAGUACCUCGUGAGGCUUCUGGCUGCUAAUCACCUGGGAUCUUCGCCUCAUUCUGAGCCACUGCAGGUCCGAACAGAGGGUGAAGCCCCGUCAGCUGCUCCAAUGUCCGUCAGAGCCGAUGCCGUAUCCUCCGGCAGCAUCCGGGUCCUGUGGGAACCUCCUCCACCUCACACUCAUCAUGGAGAUUUACUGGGAUAUAAUUUGGGCGUCAGGAGACACGAUGUGGUGGGCGAGGAAUCCUACAACUUCACCGUCGUGGGCUUGGGCGCUGGGUCCACUGGCCUACAGGAGGUGAUAACCGAACUGUCGCCGUGGACGCAGUACACGGUCGUUAUUAGGGCGUAUAACACCCACGGGCCAGGGCCUCUGUCCCAACCAGAGGUCGUCCGCACCAUGGAAGAUGUACCCUCAGGGCCUCCUAUAGGAGUCGAGUGCAGCGGCGGGGCGCGAGGAACCUCCCUAAUUGUACGGUGGGCCCCUCCGCCUCCCUCCGCCCUCAACGGACUGCUUCAAGGGUAUAGGCUGACCCUCACGCGCCUUGAUGAUACGACAGAUAAGGUCGAGGAACUGACGAGAGUAACCAACGGGCGCGAGGAGAACGUAGGAGGUUUAAGGCCUUGGACCAAUUACACCGUUUCUGUAGCCGCCACUACCAGAGCAGGGGCUGGAGUAGCGUCUCAAGACCUCACCUGCACAACAAAAGAGGACAUUGCUGGAGCGCCGAAAGGCCUGAGGGCUCUGCAGUCGGGGUUGUCUUCAGCUCUGCUCUCUUGGCUGCCACCACACCCAUCGACGGGCCUGCUUUUAGGGUACACGCUCUUCCACCGACCACCUCUCUCGCGCUCGACGUCCGAAAUUUCCCUUCACGCCCAUGACAAUUCGCACACGAUCAACCACCUCUCCAGAGGCAUCCACGAGUUCUGGAUGACUGCCCGCACCAGGGUUGGAGAAGGACCGCCCACGACUACCGUCAAACUGACUAUUAAGGAUACAGUUUCACCUGGAAUAAGCUCAGUCGGUGGACUAGUGGUGGCCACACAAGGCGAAGACGUGCGUCUGGCCUGUGUGACUGUUGGAAACCCGCUAUCGCCCCUCAUUUGGUCUCUGCGAGGCAUACAACUCCAGAAUAAUGGCAGAUUUAGACACGAAGACAAUGGAGCUCUGGUAAUCAGAGGUGUUCAAAGAGGCGACCGGGGCAACUACACAUGUUCCAUCAGCGCCGUCAGGAAACACCUGUACCUCCACACCUCUGCUACCUACAGCCUACACGUGCAAGUCCCGCCGAGCGCACCGUCAGUUCACAUAGCAGACGCGACCUCCUCUUCUCUGACGGUGGCCUGGACGCCAGGGGACACGGGAGGAGCUGCCGUGAGGGCGUGGGCUGUCUGGUGGCGAGAGGCUCUUGGCGGUGGGUCCUGGCACACGCGAGAGUUGGGUCGCACCCACACCUCUUAUGUGAUCACUGACCUCAGCUGCGGUGCUGAAUAUCAGGUGUACGUCACAGCUCGCACUCACGUGGGUUUGUCGCCGCCCUCGCGUCCUUUGACAGCCAGAACCUCUGGCUCAGCGCCCGUGGCACCUCCCACCCGUCACGUGGCCUCGGUGAAUAGCACGGGCGUUUGGGUAUGGUUGGGUAGAUGGGCGGAUGGCGGCUGCCCAAUAACGCAUUUUACUCUCCAGACAAGGUCGCCUUCUCAUUCAGUCUGGACCACUCUGGCCAGUAGCCUGGCGCCUCAAGAGGUCUAUGAAGUAGGAGGACUGCGGCCCGGUGCUACUUUCGGCCUACGGCUGACUGCUCACAAUGCGGCCGGCGCUACCACCACGACCUUCAACGCAAACACGGCGUCGGGAGCCGGACUGGGGGCACAGCCUGUCGGGGAGCUGGGAGAUGCCCCUCCGAAUCACAUGCACACUGAUCCACGCCUCCUGGCGUCUGCUGCAGCGUCGGCGUUAGCGUUGGUCCUGACAGUGGCUGCUGCAGUGCUCUGCCUCAGGAGAAGAGCAGCCGCAGGGCGGGGAAGCCACAUGUCCCAGGAGGACCAAGAGGCAGAGGAGAACAAGACGAACCUGUUGCACCAGAGGGACGCCUACUACGCCACCGUCAGGAAGCCGCAACCAGUACCUGCCACACUGGAGAGGAUACCAGGUACCUGGGAGAAGGCGACAGAGUACUCCGAGGACAUCUAUCCGUACGCCACUUUCCAGCUGGGCGAGGGCCGUAGUGCGCAAGACGAUACGGCAACGGCCAAGUUCCAGACCUUCGUCUUCCAGGACUCUCGCUACGGAGUCACGGAGUCCCAUCCGCCAACGUCGCCAAGCCGCCCAACGCCCAUCAAGGCCCACGGGCGUAGUCGUAGCCACGGCCGAGGCGUGGGCGGGCCCCGAAGCGAGAGCGAGGAGUACGACUCUCUGCAGUCGGACACAGAUACCGAGCACGCGACCUCAUCCAGGACAGAGUCGUCCAUUCACCUGGACUCUGCCACUCUAGAGAACCACGCUUCUCUGCACUUGCCCCUAGAUCCCCACCUGGCCACUCUAGAAGGGAGGGCAGACCCCCUCGCUUCGCAUAGGUCAGGGGGUGCUAGGAAUGUCCAUCACAACCUCAUAUACCAUGCACCGGAGUCGAGUACAUCGACCGAGCCAUCGCCCAUAUGCGAGCGGAAGUCUUUCCCGCGCAAAGCGGAGAUAAAUAAGAUAGGUCGCUGUGGAGUCUUAGCCAAUCGCGGCCUGGGCAAGAUGGUGGCUAACAUCAGGGGACAGACCCCCACGCAGGAGACUGCCCUGUCCAUCCCCAAAAAGAUCCCAGCUGCCGCUGUUGCUGUUACGAUCGCCGCUGCUCCCCCUCCUCCCCCUGCUAGCGCCAUGGGGAACCCGAAGGCCUCCACCGACGAUGGCAAGUAUGGCUUCACCAGGAGAAUAACGCCCCCUGUGGGAUUCUCCUCGGGCAGCCAUAACGAGCUUUCCGAGGCCGAGUGCGACCUCGAGAUCAGGAAUAGGAAUAAAGAAGUUGCCAAGGCAGCUUCAGGUGCCAUUCUAGGACACGGGAGAUCGCAGUUUAGAUCCUAUGCCGCUGAAAAGGACAACAAAGACUAUAGUAUCAAAGUGUAAUGUGUGAUGAUAGUGAAAUAAUUAUGGAAACUAUUUUGAAAGAAACAGAUCCCUUUUUAAAAGUUACGAAGUGUUUGAUGUUGUGCUUUCCUUCUGAAUGGUGGUCAGCUAGUUGUGAAACACUCGAAGAAAAUAUGUAAUCUGCAUCACUACAAUUUCAUUUAUUGCUAUGAGAUUGUGGGAAUAUUUUCUAUCUUUUAUAUCGCAAUAUUCUGUUUUAUUUCUUUCUUACUUAAAUCUAUUGGAAUCCUCUUGAGCACACUGUGCGUGUUUGUAAUUAACAGUGAGCUUGAACGAAACUGCGACAAAAUAUAAACGAUGAUUUUGCAAAGCUUGUUUUUUAUUGAACUGAGAGAGUGUGUCAAGAAUACGACAGUGACUGGAAUUUGUGAUAAAUUCAGUUUUCAUUACUCUUUUGUCCAGUAGCCACCUAGCCAAUACUCAUAAUGUUCCCCCAUAGACAAAUGUAAAGCCACACGCGUCUGGAUUUCAUUUAGCAACAACUGAAAGAACAGUCAUUCAAAAGCUUCCUCUCUGUAUCAAUGUUGUUCUACAACACAACUGCUCGUUCCACUGCAAUUUCGUUUUGUUUCCAUUCUAGGAAAUUAUCCAUUUUCCAUUGCACUUCGCUUCGAAGAGGAUGUAAAACGCUUCAAAAAUGGAUGUGUGAUCCCUCCUUCUCGUUCAGAUGUUCACCAUUGAUGUUUCCGAUACGGUACAAGAAAAAUGAUGUUAACUGACAACAUCUCUCGUAAGAUAUAAGUGUUUUUAUUGUCAAGCAUCGUCGUUCGUUUGUUUUGAUAAAGUAGUAAAACUAGAAA
Messenger RNA from Macrobrachium nipponense, 7171 nucleotides. Its product is annotated as cell adhesion molecule Dscam2-like. Gene Ontology annotation, cellular component: cell surface; plasma membrane; axonal growth cone. The record is from RefSeq and is a predicted model, not a curated record. Gene Ontology annotation, molecular function: protein binding. The transcript is spliced from 34 exons. The coding region runs from base 333 to 6350 and encodes 2005 amino acids. NCBI's taxonomy places the organism in Eukaryota, Metazoa, Arthropoda, Malacostraca, Decapoda, Palaemonidae. Gene Ontology annotation, biological process: cell-cell adhesion; axon guidance; neuron migration.